Messenger RNA from Patiria miniata (bat star), 2512 nucleotides. RefSeq names its product translation initiation factor eIF-2B subunit beta-like (gene eif2b2). The record is from RefSeq and is a predicted model, not a curated record. Bases 115 to 1167 code for a protein of 350 amino acids. Gene Ontology annotation, cellular component: eukaryotic translation initiation factor 2B complex. Gene Ontology annotation, biological process: translational initiation. Gene Ontology annotation, molecular function: translation initiation factor activity; guanyl-nucleotide exchange factor activity. The transcript is spliced from 12 exons. Lineage: Eukaryota; Metazoa; Echinodermata; Asteroidea; Valvatida; Asterinidae.
CUAUGCCUGCGAAAAAAAAUUGUUUGAAGCUCGUCUCCAAACGCCACUAAAAUCUUGACUUUUACUUCGUAUUGGUUGUGAACAUCGUUUUAACAAAGCAGCGACAAGCUCACCAUGACAGAUCUGACAGAGAGGAUUAAUACGUUUAUAUCAGACCUUAAGAAGGGGAGGGUGAAGGGUUCGUACGAUGUGGCCCAUCAGACCCUAUCGUUACUCCGGAGGGUCAUCGCCCAGACGCGAUGGGGCAGCGCGGCCGAGCUGAUGGCACGCAUCAGGCAGGAGGGACUGCGGAUGAUGGGUGCCCAGCCCUCCGAGUCGGCCGUGGGGAACAUGGUCCGGAGGGUCAUCAAGAUCAUCAGGGAAGAAUUUGCAGCAAUAAUCAAGGGCCAAAGCGUAGACUCGGCAGAUCAGCAGGAGUCGCUACACAAAAUGCUGGUGGCCGAGGGUCAAGUUGAUGAUUUCAGCAUUCCUAGUCCAAACCUCAAGGUUCGCGUCAUCGAGAGCAUCAAUGAGCUACUGACGGAGCUGGAGAGCAGCGCUGAUAACAUUGCCAUGCAGGCACUAGAACACAUCCACUCCAAUGAGGUCGUCAUGACCAUGGGCAAAUCACGCACGGUGCAAGCCUUCCUACUGAACGCAGCUCGGAAGCGCAAAUUCCAUGUAAUAGUAGCAGAAGGAGCACCAUCCUAUCAGGGUCAGCAAAUAGCAACGAGGUUAGCCGAAGAGAAGAUCCAAACCACGGUCAUCACGGACUCAGCCGUCUUUGCAGUCAUGUCACGGGUCAACAAAGUCAUCAUAGGAACGCACACGGUCAUGGCAAACGGCGGGUUGAAAGCCGUAAGUGGGAUCUAUGCCUUAGCACUGGCUGCCAAGCACCAUUCGGUUCCUCUGAUUGUGUGUGCCCCGAUGUUCAAACUGUCGCCCCAGCAUCUGUGCACGUACGAUCAGGAUGGUUUUAAUAAAUUUGAGUCGCCCCAAGAUGUGAUGAAGUUUGCUGAGGGCGACGUUCUCUCCAAGGUGCAGAUACACAACCCCGUCUUUGACUACGUCCCACCAGAGCUAGUCACCCUCUACUUGUCCAAUAUAGGUGGCAACGCACCAUCGUACGUGUACCGGUUACUCAGCGAGUUAUAUCACCCAGACGAUCAUAACCUGACUCAAGCAUAGAAUUCUCUCUCAACUACUGGGCUGCAGACAUUACUCACAUCUCCAGAAGAACGACAAAUAUUAUCAGUUAUUCCACGAGCGCGAGUGGAGCAACAAAUUCAUCUUCGAGCUAACGACACAGAUGAGAUGCAACUACGUUUUCUGUUGUCUCAUUUCAGCUGUUAUCCAAUAAGACGUUUGUACAGCAGGAAAAUGUGUGAAUUUUAGAAUAGCACGCGAUACAUGACGUGCAAUACAGAUCAUGGACUGCAAGAAGGUACCACAAUGUUGUUGCCAGGAUCGAGGAUUCAGGUUUGCUUGAAGAUAAAACAUCAAUGUAUGUGUUAAUGCCAUAGGUAGACACUAGCAGUCUGCCACCUCAUCAGCAACACCAGGCCCGGCCCUAGCUUCCUGGCCACUGGUCCCAAGGCUAGGUAACUUUUAACUUUCACUUGCCAACUAGUGGCCGGUAGGAUUUUUUAAACACUUUUUGAUGAUGGCUCUUUUGAGUGUCGUCUCUUGCCAGUCAUUCCAAUAUGCCAACAUUCUCCGAGAACUAUGGAGGGCGCUUGAGUGCAUGGAAGCUCAUCACUAUAGUUAUAAUGUCGCAGAACAUAAGACCCUUUUGAAGUCAACGUUGGGGUGUUUUGGAGGGCUUUGAAAGCAAGAGUUACGAAUUCUCAUGUUUAGUAAGAAAAGCCAGAGUUCGGGUGAAAAUUCCCAUCCAAGAUCUAAGCAACUUCAAACACAGUGGCCACUGUCCAGUGCCUUAUAAUGAAUUCUUAUCCGGGCAUUAUCGAAUCAGCAGUCAUCUUUUAUGGAAGCAGUACAGUUUUCUAGCACCCCCAAAGCAUUCUAACGUCUGAAAAUAAUGGCCAAAGUCUGCCUGGUUUAAAUGAAAUCCAGUUUUGGGAUUAAUUAUUUUGUAAUCUGGCGAACAAAAUUAAAAGCCAUAUUUUAAAUGGUGCAUGCGCAUGCUGCACGCAUUCUUAGAGACAAGGCGCUCGCAUUUUGGUAACCUGUUGGUCGAAGGACGUGCGUUUGUACUACCUGAGCGUGACUCGCGCUAGCCUUGGUGCCACUGCAGUGCCACCUCACAAAAUGGCUGUUGCCAAAUUAGUGUCUAUAUCACAUCAAAGUUUAAUAACCGCAAAACAAGAAAAAAAAAGAGGCGAAAUACACAGGAAAGAGUUUGUUAGGAUUUACAUAGAUGGUUUAUGGUAAGGCACUUUCAAGAUCAAGUACAGUUAAUACACAGAUUACCACCUUACAAAAAAAAAUUGGUUAACUAUCGGUGAUCAAUGAGAACAUGUUACAUGGAGGUAUAAAAAUUGGACCAAUUUGUUCUAAAUCUCCCCAAAGCCGU